CUUCCUGUUCUGGCGAUAUGGUCAUAGAAUUUUUCUGAAUUAAGAGUCUUCUUCUCAGUCAUUUUGGGCUUUGUACUGAGUUGCCAAUUGACUAUUGGGGAGAAAGACUCGACCUUCAGAAGUGAAUUCGGAAUGCAAAAAAGUUGGAAGCAAAAGACGAGGCCAAUUGACGUAUUGCAUUCCGCGAGAAACACAGUAGAAAGUGGAAGCCAAAAUACCAAGAAAGGAAAGCAGCAAAAGAAUGUGCGGGGAAAAUACCGCCGUAGAAGAUCUGGAGAACAAGGAAAAGAAAAACAAGAGUACGCAUGCUAAUAACACGUAAGGCAUACAACGAAUGGUAAGAGGGCGUAAAUCAAGACGGUAAUGAAAGUCGGAAGAAGGAAUAAAGCGACCCAAUACCAAAUCAUAGGCAUCUUGACGAGCACCAUCAUAAAAGUUGUUUAAGAUGUAUCGCUUAGCAGAAUUAACGAAGUCAUCAAACGCACCUCGACGAGUGCGAACUCCAGUACGGGUAAAAUCAGUCUUUAGAGCACCUGUUCCGGAAUACGCCGUACUAAUGUGGUCAGCAUUGUCAGCCCAAAUACAACAGAAGCUUUUUUCCAAAGGAAGGAUGGAACGAAGAGGAUGGGUAGCGCCAAGUAGACCGCAUUUGCGAAGCUGAUUUGUCAAAACGUGUCGCCCAAUACAGCUUUGAACCACAUUGGUUCGAUCUAGGCAAUCCAUACAGUUGCUGCGGACGACGCUCGUUUGUCUAGAAAGUACUCGAUAUUUUUGCGUGUCGAGGGUAGUAUAUCCUUGCUCGUCCAACUCUGGAAGGAUCUCGUCCAUCAAUAACGAAACACGGUUCCACCGCAUACGGCUGCAUUCCUUAUGAAAGUCAAAAUAGUGAUAAUGGAUGCGAGGAUUAUCGAGACGUCGUACCACAUUUUCAUAAACCUGUUUAACGGGAAGUUCGUGUCCUUUGCAGUUUACCAAGUUUACUAUAAUUUGAUCGCCAUAGAUAGCAAUUUGCUCGUCGAAAUGCUUUUGUGCUGCCUUAGUAGCAAGAGAUGCCGAGUUAGUGAUCAUUCGCGGACGAUAGCGAAGAUUAUUCACUUCUGCCCAGUAGGCCGGGACACUUCCACGAGUUUGAACAUGAGAGUAUGUGAUUUCAGAGCGUUCAUCCGAAACAAUGGUUAUCUGCUCUACUUCAUUGAAGUUGGCAGGAUUUCCAUUUUCAUCAAUCCCUCUUGUAAAAUAACGUGUUCCUGCACGGAAUUUGGAACGGCGAGAAAUAAGUGCUAAAGUGACUGAGCGGCCUUUCACCAUGCAUGUGGAGGAAGUAAUGAAGCCAUAAAUCAUAGGCGUAACGAAUGAGGCAGCUUCUGGGUGCGCCUGGAUCGCUUCAAUAUAUUUUUUGCUGGCAAACUCGUUCCAAAAGAAUCGAUUAUCACUUCUAGAAACAUUCGAAUUCUUGGUUUCCUCUGCACAAGACCGUUGCAAAGAGUUGGUUAGAUCCCAAGUAUAACUAAAGUAAAAAGGUCCUGUUUUCAAAUGGUUUUGAAGCAAAUUGUAUAAAUCUAAUUCAUCUUGGUCGGUCGCAAGUCGCCCCAUGUAAGGAAUCACCUCAAACUUUUCCACGCGAUAAAUUUUGUGGCCCAAAAUCUGAGCAGCGCUAGACCGUUCUGUAGCAAGAAUCAGAUAUUCAUCGUUCUUCAGUUUAAUAGAUCCAAAUAUAGUAACGCUGUUUUCACUUUUGCGGUCUUCGGAAUCCAAUUCCUCUGGCGUAACUUGGAUGCCUCCCGUUGCACGAUCAAUCAACAAGCAACAAUCCUCGCGACGAAGCUUAAAUUGCUUUUCUGUUGCUUCGAACUGCACCAUUUCUUCUUUAUAAUCUCCUUCGAAGAUUCAGUAGGCUUUCCUCCGUGGUUGGUUAAUGGAAGGUCGUAUGUUCACUGUAUCCUAAGGGACCUGAUGGUUAGACGAUCCAAAACUUGCACAAUAACACAGGAAUUGACUUUAUAAAUUAGAGAAGUUAUAAAGAUGUAAAAGCAUCUUCGGUCUGUUGAUUCAAUGGCUUCCUCCUUCUCCCGUUCAAGGGAGUGCACUAUUCUCCUUGCAAGUUUUCAAGAAAAUCAUCGUACGUGGAAAAAAAGAAAAUCUUAUUACACAUAAAAUUAAAACUGAAAUAGUACAAGAAGUUUUCUCUGUUGUUCGUCUGCAAUUUAGUUUCUCCUUGGAUUUUCAACCACCAUCGUUAUUUUCAGUAACCUGUUGAAAUUUCGCUGACCACUACCACGACCUUGCUACAGUGUAAAAAGCACUGGAAAUUAAUGAAACCAGGCAAAUUAAAUUUCCAUUGAUUUCCUGUACUUUGCUUAUUUUUUAAAAGUGAAAAGCACUAGGUUCGGGGUGUUAAUUCACGCGUACUUUGCAUUGUCAUUUUUUCAUCCUUCUUUGGACACUGAAAUUUUGCAUUAUUCGUGUCAAUUCAGUUAAAGAAAGGUUGGAAGCAAAAAGAUAGGUAGGGAAAAUAUCUUUUAGUUGUGGUCGCAUUACAAUUCUCGAUUUAUACUCGUUUUGGUUUUGUUGGAAUUUUAGCACAAUCCGCAUCUUUUUGUAGUCGGGUUCUUUAAAUUAUUAUAAUAAUUAAAACAUCUGUUCUUCCUUUUAUACUUUAAAAGAAAGGAUUCAGAAUUCUAAUCUAUUAUGGAUAUUCAUCGUUGUCGUUUCGUGGAGUAUACUCCUUCUCCCAUCACUGCGCUUGCAUUUUCGCAUCAACUUUCUUCACAGGAUCCCUUGCCCUCAAAUUUACAUUUGGCUGUCGGACGUGCCAACGGAAAUAUUGAGAUAUGGACACCAAAGGGAGACUGGUGCUUAAAGGGGGUCCUUUAUGGUGGUCUGAAUCGAAGCGUUGAAGGACUCGCCUGGAGUGUGAGUGAAGAGGAACUACGAUUAUUUAGUAUUGGAUUUUCUACUUCUAUCACCGAGUGGAAUUUACGAACUGGUAAGCCAUUAGUGCACCAAGAUUCUAAUGCUGGUGCAAUAUGGUCUAUUUCGCUUCACGAGGAAACAAAAACAUUGGCUAUCGGUUGUGACGAUGGUAGCUGUGUUUUAUUUGACAUUAAUGGAGGACGUGGUGUCAUAGAGUAUAAGCGCACAUUGAUGCGACAGACUUCUCGUAUUCUCUCUCUAUGUUGGCAAGGAAAGAACCAUCUUGUCGGAGGAUGUGCAGAUGGAAUAGUAAAAGUUUGGGAUGUCGAAAGUCCAAACUCCACAAUUAUUGCCAGAAUGCAAGUUGACCGCGCUAAGAAAGGCAGUCGUUCACUUGUAUGGGAUGUCAAGUCACUUAACGAUGAUACGAUUGUUACAGCAGAUUCUUCCGGAGCAGUCAAGUUCUGGAACGGAAAAUAUUUUACUCUUACCCAGUCGUUCAAGCUCCAUUCGGCUGAUGCACUGACUUUAGCUGUAUCCAGCAAUGGCAAUAUAGUCUUCUCUUCUGGUAUUGAUCGCAAGACAAUUCAGUAUACCAGAGAUGGUGGCAAGCGUGAAUGGGUAAGCAAUAGCUUCCGGAGAUUUCAUUCUCAUGAUGUUCGCUGUAUGUCCAUCCUUGAAUGCAAAACGGUAGAUGUCCUGGUUUCGGGUGGUACAGACAUGAUGCUUGCAGUUGUGCCUGUUCGCCAAUUUAAUUCAAAGCAUCAUCGAAUGAUACCAGCUGUUCCACAAAAACCUCGUAUGGCAAUUGCUACUAAAGCUAGACUAUUUAUGUUGUGGGAAGAUCAUCAAGUUUUGGUUUGGAGAAUUGGAUCUCCAGGCUACCGUUUCCUUCUGAAAAUUGUUUUACCAAAUGAAGAAAAUAUUGUACAUGCAGCCAUUUCACAAAACGGAGAACUGCUUGCGGUAUCUACUAUUUUGACUACUAAGUUGUAUCGUAUUCAUUAUACAGAUGAAAAGGUUUAUGUGGAAAGUAUUGAAGAUGCGUUUUUGGCCAAUGUUGGCGCUACCUUAUUACAGUUUACAGUUGACAUGAAGAAACUCAUUUUGAUUAGCAACGAGUCUGAUAUUUUCUUGAUUGACUUGAGUCGAAUUGAGACACAUCAGCUUGAAGUGUUUGAGGUCUCUCAACCCGAAACUAAGAAAGCACCUGCUAAAUCCAAAGCAAAUGCUCAAACUGUAUGCGAAGGCAUUGCCACGGUAACUGUUUCACCAGACGGUGAUUACUUUGCUGUUGCUGAUUUGAAUGGAAAUACAUUUUGUUACUCACUUUCGACCUUGUCCUACAUCGAGUUGCCCAGGGUAAAUAGCUUUGUGCGAGCCAUGGCUUUCCGACCAGACGUUGGUGGACGUUUGGCGGUUGUGACCGCAGGCAAUCAAGUUUUUGAGUUUGAUGUUCAAAGCCGAAAGCUGACAGAAUGGUCCAAGGCAAAUUUGAACAAUAUGCCAAAACCAUUCGCACAUCUGUUAGACAAGCCUUUUGGUGCGUUUUUCGAUAUACAAAACCCAAGCCGAUUUUGGAUUUGGUCUGCAAAUUAUGUAUCUUUCUUUGAUUUGAACUUAAAUCUUCCAGCACCUCGAAAUGCUGAAAAGCGCAAAAUGGAGGGAACUGUCGAUGGAGUUUCGUCAACAAAGCAACGUGCUGCUGUUCAGAAUUCCACCGCUACAUCCAAAUUUGGAACAGGAACAUCUAGGUCGUUUUGGAUUACGCAUAAGUAUCGUCCUAUGUUACUGGUUGGCUUGGUUGGAGCAGCCGAGCUUCUCGUAGUUGAGCGGCCGAUAGCCGAUAUGUUAAUGAGCACGGAUGUUCCAGGUACUUUUUACGAGCAUAGAUUUGGCGCUUGAGGAGUUAGUUCUGUUGUAAAAAAAAAAUGGAUAGGGAAAGUUUUCUUGGGUAAGAAAUGAAUAUAUGGACCGGUUAAAGGAAUAAAGGAAAGAAAAAAAAAAGCUCUCACAGAAGCUAAAAAAGCUUGAACUCUGGGUAAAAACUAGUAGGUAUACCCCUGAGAGUAUCUAUUAUUGGUAAGAUGUUAUGAAAGAAUAGAAAAAAUUCCAUGGUUCUUAUAUUGCUACAAUUGAAGUAGAAAAUUUUUUGUUUUCAAGUAUAUUUUAUUAGUAGUAGAGACUUUUGUUCUUUUUUAUAAAAGACUUGGUAUCAG
Molecule: messenger RNA, 5132 nt
Organism: Schizosaccharomyces cryophilus OY26
Lineage: Eukaryota; Fungi; Ascomycota; Schizosaccharomycetes; Schizosaccharomycetales; Schizosaccharomycetaceae
Product: U3 snoRNP protein Utp4
Exons: 1
Coding region: 2689-4818 (709 amino acids)
Biological process (GO): maturation of SSU-rRNA from tricistronic rRNA transcript (SSU-rRNA, 5.8S rRNA, LSU-rRNA)
Cellular component (GO): 90S preribosome; small-subunit processome; t-UTP complex
Molecular function (GO): protein binding; RNA binding
Source: RefSeq, a predicted model, not a curated record